Messenger RNA from Vitis riparia (riverbank grape), 1233 nucleotides. RefSeq names its product protein PHOSPHATE-INDUCED 1-like. The record is from RefSeq and is a predicted model, not a curated record. Lineage: Eukaryota; Viridiplantae; Streptophyta; Magnoliopsida; Vitales; Vitaceae. Bases 96 to 1055 code for a protein of 319 amino acids. The transcript has a single exon.
CCCCUCUUGUUCCACACAGACUCAAAACCACAUCAGCAGCCUUUCUCCUGCUUCUUUUUCUUUGCCAACAACAUCUCUCUAUCUCCGUUCUAAAUAUGGUUUCUUUUAUCUCUCCACGCCAUUUUCUGCCAUUCCUCUUUGUGAUUUCUCUGUUCCAUGUGGGCUAUGCUGCGAGGAAGCUCAAUGAGCUGGUACAACAGCAGCCUCUGCUCUUGGAAUACCAUAAUGGCCCUCUCCUCUCUGGAAAAAUCUCUAUAAACCUAAUCUGGUACGGCAAAUUCAAGCCUUCCCAGCGGGCUAUCGUUUCUGAUUUCAUUACCUCCCUUUCUUCUUCUCCCCCUUCUCAGGACCAGCCUUCUGUUGCCACCUGGUGGAAAACCACAGAGAAGUACUACCACCUCACCUCCAAGAACCCAUCUUCACUCAAGCUCUCCUUGGGCGAACAAAUACUCGAUGAGACCUACUCGCUCGGGAAAUCACUCACGGGGAAGCAAAUCGUUCAGUUGGCUUCCAAGGGUGAACAGAUGAACGCCAUUAACGUGGUUUUGACCUCCUCUGAUGUGGCCGUGGAAGGGUUCUGCUCCAGCCGCUGCGGGACUCAUGGAUCUUCUUCGAGUUCCAAGAAUGUUCAAGUCAAGGGCAAGAACUACAAGUUUGCAUACGUCUGGGUUGGGAACUCUGAGACUCAGUGCCCUGGCCAAUGCGCCUGGCCCUUCCACCAGCCCAUCUACGGACCCCAGAGCCCACCGCUAGUCGCACCGAACAACGAUGUGGGUCUGGAUGGCAUAGUCAUAAACUUGGCUAGCCUCUUGGCUGGAACUGCAACCAACCCUUUUGGAAAUGGCUACUUCCAGGGUCCGGCGGAGGCGCCCCUAGAAGCUGCAUCGGCUUGCCCUGGGGUUUACGGGAAGGGGGCAUACCCUGGGUAUGCUGGGGAUUUGUUGGUGGAUUCAGUGACCGGUGCUAGCUACAAUGCCCAUGGUGCCAACGGGAGGAAGUACUUGCUUCCUGCCUUGUAUGAUCCUUCUACAUCCUCGUGUUCUACUCUGGUCUGAAGCAGAUUAGUGUCUUGACGACAGAAACUUCGUAGAAUUUACAGGCCUUAGAGAAAUCCAGAGAGAUACUGUUAUUCAUUCAUUUAUUUGUUCUUCCCGUGGUAGUUUCAAUAAUAUCAAAGCAAAUUGAUUUGGUUUGCUUUUUUCACUUGAAUGCAUCUUUCCAAAUUACAAUGUC